This is a messenger RNA of Toxoplasma gondii ME49, 1038 nucleotides long. RefSeq names its product LYAR-type C2HC zinc finger protein. Gene Ontology annotation, cellular component: nucleolus. The transcript is spliced from 6 exons. Bases 1 to 660 code for a protein of 219 amino acids. The record is from RefSeq and is a predicted model, not a curated record. Gene Ontology annotation, biological process: rRNA processing; negative regulation of transcription by RNA polymerase II. Gene Ontology annotation, molecular function: DNA binding. Lineage: Eukaryota; Apicomplexa; Conoidasida; Eucoccidiorida; Sarcocystidae.
AUGUGUGACUUGACACCGUGGAGGUCUCACUCCGAUGUUCGCGCCAGGGGAUACGUACGCGUUCCAAGCGUUCCAAGUAGCGUUUUGAAGAAGUGCCAGGAGGUACUGAAGAAGAAUGCUGUCGCCAAGCAUUACCAGAGCAGAUGCAGCGGGGCCAACGCGUUCACCUGCAUCGAUUGCUUCAAGACCUUCGAUCGACAAACCAUCAUUGGCCACACCAGCUGCACUACAGAGGAAGAUAAGUGGCACGGCCAGUACGCGAAAUCUCGCCGACAACCGAAUAGAAGUUCUCCAGGUUCGCAGGCUGACCAAUGCGAACGCAGCGCGAAGAAGCAGAAGACAGGAAACCAUACCAGCGGUGCGAGGUCCAACGACAACAAAGUUUCCGUAAAUUCUCAAAAACAGAAGGGAGAUGUUCUCCAGUGGCAAGGAGACUGGACGUCUACCGUCGAACAUAUUCUGAAAAACCAACCAAAGCAAUCCAUGGCUUGGAAACCUCUUGCGGACAAGGCAGUAGAUCUUUAUCUCGCUUCGAAAAAAAACAAAGUCCAGAAAGGGACUGUGGAGAUCAAAGAGAUGCUUGUCAACACCUGCCUGGCGGCCAUUCCUGAAAAACUUGUCAACGAUAAGGAUGAAUUCGUCAGGCUCUCCCACUCCUAGAGUUGCGUGGAGCACUAUUUCAGACUUUCGGCGCUACGACUGCAUCCCAUGAUGGCGCAUAAAAGGGACUGAGAAGGGAUUCUAGAGUGAUGCGUGUAGCUGUGUGGAGUACAGUUGCCACUGCAACUAAGAAACGAAAUCUAUAAGGUGAUUCAUGAUCUAGAGUACACCGGUAAACUACACGGUGUCCCUGGAAUAAAAUGGAUUCGGUAGUGCUGCAUCUUAAUGCAUACCGAGAAGACUUGCGUUUCUCUUUUCUACAAACGCCCCGCGAAAUGGAAUACUCACAUACUAGUGUGAACAUACAAACGUUUCAAAUUCGUUCUCCCCUGUCGCAUGCUUAAGACGUCGGAUGCGUUCUUCGAAAGGGACUCCCAG